ACGGCUGUGGUCAGCAGAGACGCCAAGCAGGCGGGCAGGCAGUUGAGGAAGAGGAAGUUGGGGCAGAGUUAGGUCACCCUGCGGUUCCCCUGGGGGCCCUGACCCACCAGUGCUCCCCCUGGGCCUCCUGGAAACCUUAGCCACGGGUCUUGGGGGCCAUAGGAGCUGGUAGCCGGGCCGGGGACCCACAGCAGCGAGGACAAGCCUCCCUCUGGGUCUGAGCCCAAGCCAUGCGUCCAGCCCUUUGACCCUGAGGCUGCAGCCUCGGCCACCGAGAGCAGCAGCAGAGCCUGGAGGCUCGAGCACCCGGACUUCCCCGGCAUGGAGGAUACACAGGAGGAUGGUAUGCCUGGGCAGCUCGGGGACAGCAUGGAGGACCUCAGCCUGGACUUGGGGGCCCUGCAGGGCAGUGAGUAUCUCCAGGAUCUGGGCCUUGGGACCUUUUCCCACAGCCAGCCUGGGGAAGCCAGGGACAGCGGUCCCCCCAACGAAGAGGCCGGAAGAGCAUCAACCUUUUCCAGCUCCACGGAGUCCCAGGGCCUGCCUCGGAGACGCAGCUGGGAGAGGUCGCGGAGCUGCUCCGAGAGCUGGCAGAGGCUCAGCCCUGAGGCGUCGGCUGUGAAGGAGGGGCCCUGUCUCCCUCGGACGCUGGCCAGCCUUGCCCUGAACCUGCCGGGAGAGGACCUGCAGGCCUGGACCCAGGAGUGUCUGUCUGGGGGUGUGACCCCAGCAGAGCACCCAGGCAAGGAAUGUGACAGCCCUGAGAAAAGAGUGAGGUCACGGUCCGUUCCCGCGUCCUUCGAUGAGAUCAGCUCCCUGGAAAUCUCCCCAGCUUUGGACGCGCCCAGUCCAACUGCUCAAGGUUUGGAGCCCCCGGUGCUGGAGUGCAUGGAAAAAGACCACGUGGAGCCCGAGCAUGUGCUGAUUGUCCAGCAGGUGCUUCAAGAACUUCGGCAGUACCAUGGGGCCCGGCAGAGGGCUCGCUUGUCAGGCAGCCCCGGAGGAGCCCACUCCAACCUCACCUGGUUCGAGUUCCUGUCUGAGAGCGAGGAUGGCGCCAGCAAGAUUGAGCGGAGUAACAGAAGCACCAGGGUAAAGCGCAGAUUGAGCUCCCUACGUUGUCGGGUCACCAGGCAGAAGGAGAAGGGGAAGAGCCCAGUGGUUCUAAAGGACAAGGGCCAGGAUGCUAGAGAGAAGAAGGAAUGUGUCAAUGGGCACCAGCUGGCACAAGGGACCUUCCUUGGCCACUCCAGCUGCCCCCUUUGUGGCAAACCCUUUCUGAGCUCUGCGUCCCUGAAGGAGCACCCAAGGGCCAACCUCUUGUCUGAUGGCAGCCCGGCUCUGUCCAGGAAUGUCGGCAUGACGGUCUCACAAAAGGGGGCGCCGCAGCCAGCACCCAGCCCGGCAGGAACGGGGACACAGCUUGGACCAAUCGCAGGAGAGAUGGAUGAAGCCGAUUCCGUGUUUUUAAAAUUUAAGCAGGCAACUGAUGACUCUCUCUCGCUCACAUCCUCGAAUGCCGAGCCCAUUUUUGUAGAAGACCCCUGCACAGCUUCGCUGAGGAGUGAGAUCGAGUCAGAUGCCCGCGAUUUCGAGGCCGAGUCCUGGAGCCUUUCCGUAGAUGCAGCGUACGCAAAGACACAGAAGAAGGAGGUGGUCAAGAGGCAGGAUGUGCUCUAUGAGCUGGUGCAGACAGAGGUGCACCAUGUCCGGACACUCAAGAUCAUGCUGAAGGUCUACUCCAGGGCCCUGCAGGAGGAGCUCCAGUUCAGCAGCAAGGCCAUCAGCCGCCUCUUCCCGUGUGUGGACGAGCUCCUCGACCUGCACAGCCACUUCCUCUCUCGGCUGAAGGAGCGCCGCCAGGAGUCCCUGGAGGAGGGCAGUGACCGCAAUUACGUCAUCCAGAAGAUCGGGGACCUCCUGGUGCAGCAGUUCUCCGGCGAAAAUGGGGACAGAAUGAAAGAAAAAUAUGGUGUCUUUUGUAGCGGCCACAAUGAUGCAGUCAAUCAUUACAAGUUGCUGCUACAGCAAAACAAGAAAUUUCAAAGCCUGAUCAAGAAGAUCGGCAACGUCUCCAUCGUGAGGCGGCUGGGCGUGCAGGAGUGUAUCCUUCUGGUCACUCAGCGCAUAACCAAGUACCCCGUGCUGGUGGAGCGCCUUAUUCAGAACACAGAAGCUGGCACCGAGGACUACAGAGACCUGACCCAGGCCCUGAGCCUCAUCAAGGACAUCAUCUCCCAAGUGGACGCGAAGGUCAGCGAGUGCGAGAAGGGCCAGCGCCUCCGGGAGAUCGCGGGGAAGAUGGACUUGAAGUCAUCCAGCAAGUUCAAGAAUGGGCUGACCUUCCGCAAGGAGGACAUGCUGCAGCGGCAGCUCCAGUUGGAGGGCACGCUGUGCUGGAAGACCACGUCGGGGCGCCUGAAAGACGUCCUUGCUGUCCUGCUGACGGACGUGCUUUUGCUGCUACAAGAAAAGGAUCAAAAAUACGUCUUUGCCUCGGUGGACUCGAAGCACCCGGUCAUCUCCUUACAAAAGCUCAUUGUGAGGGAAGUGGCCAACGAGGAGAAAGCCAUGUUCCUGAUCAGCGCCUCCCUGCGGGGGCCCGAGAUGUACGAGAUCUACACCAGCUCCAAAGAGGAGAGGAACACUUGGAUGGCCCACAUCCGAAGGGCCGUGGAGAGCUGUCCGGACGAGGAGGAGGGGCCUUUCAGCGAGGCCGAGGAGGAAAAGAAGGUGUUCGAGGCCCGCGCCAUGAGGCUGAGGGACUUCCAAGAGCGACUGAACGUGAAAGACCAACAGAUUGCACAGAGCCUUGGCGAGAAGCAGCAGAUCUACCUGGAGAUGGCGGAGAUGAGCGGGCUGGAAGACGUCACUCAGUCGCGACUCCUCUUCCGAGGAGGGGAUUCCUCGGAGACCAGGCAGGGGGAGCUGAUCCUCAAGUCGGCCAUGAGUGAGAUCGAGGACAUCCAGACCCUGAUCUGCAGACAGCUGGGCAGCGCCAACAGCCAGGUGGAAGACGGGGGUGGCUCCACAGGCCUGCCCCGCAGGGCAGAGACCUUUGGGGGCUAUGACACCGUGAGCAGCCCCGGCAAGAAUGGCAGCUUGAAGAAGGCCUCCAGCAGUGACCCCGGCCCCCGAGACUGGCAAGGCCCAGUGCGCAGCCCAGACUCGCAGCCCAGCAGCCCCCAGGAACCCCCUGAGGAGGCCCCACCUGCAGUCACUGUGCUGGGUGCAGAGUGUGGCCCCCAUGUGCCCACGGUCCUGGAGUUUGAGCUUGUCCAGCGGAUCCAGACCCUGUCACAGCUGCUUCUCAGCCUCCAGGCAGUCAUCGCACAGCAGGACAGCUGCGUGGAGGUGCAGAGGGCGUCCAUCCAGGAGCGCGAGAAGCAGCUGCGGCUGCAGUCCACGCGCGGGAACAUGCUGCUGGAGCAGGAGCGCCAGCGCAACUUCGAGAAGCAGCGGGAGGAGCUGGCGGGCGUGCAGAAGCAGCAGGGCCGCCUGCGGCAGGAGCAGCAGCGCUGGGAGCGGGAGCGGGAGCGCCAGCAGCAGGAGCUGGACCUGGCGGCGGCGCGGCUGCGGCAGCGCGAGACCGAGGCGCUGCGGCUGCAGGAGCAGCUGAGCCAGGAGCGCGAGAGGCUGGAGCAGCAGCGGCGGGCCUACCAGCACGACCUGGAGCGGCUGCGGGAGGCCCAGCGGGCCGUGGAGCGGGAGCGGGAGCAGCUGGAGCAGCAGCGGCGCCUCAAGAAGCAGAACACUGUGCCUGGGGCGCUGCCGCCGGACUCGCUGGCGGAGGCCCAGCCCCCAAGCCACACUCCCAGCUUCAAUGGGGAUGGGCUGGAAGGGCCCGCCGCCCUGGCCAAGGUGCCAGGAACCCGGGCGAGCGUGCUGCUGUCCAGCGUCGGCCCCGAAUUCGCAGAGCGCCCCGAGGUGGCCCGCCGGGACAGCGCCCCGGCCGAGAGCCGGCCGGCCAAGAGCGACGUGCCCAUCCAGCUGCUCAGCACCACCAACCAGCUCCAGAGGCAGACGGCGGUGCAGCAGCAGAUCCCCACCAAGCUGGCCGCCUCCACCAAGGGCGGCAAGGACAAGGGCGGCAAGAGCAGGGGCUCCCAGCGCUGGGACAGCUCAGCCUCCUUCGACCUGAAGCAGCAGCUGUUCCUCGGCAAGCUCGUGGGCAAGGACGAGAACACCGCUCGGAACCGCCGCUCGCUGAGCCCCGUCCUGCUCAGCAGCCACGGCUCUGUACCCCCCACAGAACCCUGCUGCCCGGCCCCAGCUGACGUCCCUCCUGAGUGCUGCUCCCUCAAGCCUGGGGGCACACCCGUGCCCCCCUCCCCCUUGCCACUGCCCACCACGCCACUCGACAAAGAGGACAGCAACAAGGAAGACGUCAUCUUCUUCUAGAGGGGCUGUGGCUCGAGGUGCAGACCCCUCCCUGUCUUGCUGUCUGGGGGACAUCCCAGUCGUCCCUCUCCACUUCCCGAGCAAACCACCACCAACGGCCACCUGGCUUGGGUCAGGGUCAAGGUCAGGGCCAGGGCUGGCCCAUUGUCUCGAGGCUCUUUCUGUAGGUUUAGCAGUGGUGCCUGGGUAACUUUCUAAGCCUCUUUUUUUUUUAACACAAAAAGGAAAGUUUUUAAUCGAAGGUUGAACCAGAGCUAACCCAAGGAGCUGUGUCCAGUCACAGCUCCCCUGCUGGGGAGGGAGAGAUCGACUCCACACCAUUUGUUCCAAGGUAGUGAUGAACAGUGGUGCAAGAUGCCUGAUGAUAGGCCAGACCCCAGUCUGAGGAGGGGGGGGC
Molecule: messenger RNA, 4798 nt
Organism: Lontra canadensis (Northern American river otter)
Lineage: Eukaryota; Metazoa; Chordata; Mammalia; Carnivora; Mustelidae
Gene: ARHGEF18
Product: Rho/Rac guanine nucleotide exchange factor 18
Exons: 29
Coding region: 322-4401 (1359 amino acids)
Biological process (GO): small GTPase-mediated signal transduction
Molecular function (GO): guanyl-nucleotide exchange factor activity
Source: RefSeq, a predicted model, not a curated record